Molecule: messenger RNA, 1168 nt
Organism: Helianthus annuus (common sunflower)
Lineage: Eukaryota; Viridiplantae; Streptophyta; Magnoliopsida; Asterales; Asteraceae
Product: probable receptor-like protein kinase At2g23200
Exons: 2
Coding region: 125-1120 (331 amino acids)
Biological process (GO): protein autophosphorylation
Cellular component (GO): plasma membrane; plasmodesma
Molecular function (GO): transmembrane receptor protein tyrosine kinase activity; ATP binding
Source: RefSeq, a predicted model, not a curated record
CGCCACUGCCAUUCGAUCACUUGCUAUCUGGAUCUCUUCCACCGCCGCUCGCUGUUGUCCAGAUCUCAUCUACCGCUAGCCGCUGCUUCUGUUCAGAGCCUUUUUCAUACCCAUUACCAGAAACAUGACAACAACAAUCACCAAGUUUGCUCACUUACAAAUUCCACUUGAAGACGUACUAAACGCCACCAAUAACUUUCAUGAUGAUAACAUCAUUGGUCGUGGUGGAUUUGGACCAGCAUACAAAGGACAACUCCAGCGGUCCGGGAAGUUGAUCAAGAUUGCUGCAAGGAGGUUAGAUCGUACGCAUGGUGAAGGACACGUUGAGUUCUGGACAGAAAUUUCAGCGCUUUCAGAUCUCAAGCAUACAAAUCUGGUCUCUAUCAUUGGAUUUUGCAAUGAGAAAGAUGAGAAGAUCAUCAUAACCACAUAUGCAGCCAACGGAAGUCUCCAGGAGCAUCUAAACAACCCCAACCUCACAUGGACACAAAGAUUGAGGAUAAGUGUUGGUGUGGCUCGUGCGUUGAGUUACCUCCAUUAUGAUGAGAGACGUGGUUAUGGUGUUAUACACCGUAACGUUAACAGCUCCACAAUUUUAUUAGACGAGAAUUGGGAAGCUAAGUUAUCCGGUUUUGAAAUAUCCAUCAAACAAGCAGUUAACCGAAUGGACCAGAUCACCCUUUCUGAACCUAUUGGCACAAUAGGGUAUAUGGAUCCAGAAAUUGGAAAGACCAAAGGUGUGACCUGCAAGUCGGAUAUCUAUGCAUUCGGUGUUGUUUUGUUCGAAAUAUUGUGUGGGAGGAGAGCAUAUAUUAAGAACGAUGCUAAUAGGUUACUAGCUACAUUGGUCAUGCAUCAUUAUGAAAUGGAAACAUUGCCCGAUAUAAUCCAACCCGAUCUAAAGAAUCAAAUUUCCAAAUAUCAAAUAUCCGUAAGAUCACUUAGAAUAUACUCAGAAACGGCAUAUUCUUGCCUAAAGGAAGAGCGAUCACAUCGCCCACAUAUGCUCAAUAUUGUUAGCGAACUUGAGAAAGCCUUGGAGAAUGCAUUGAAGUUUCAACCACGACCUGAAAAUUUUGUAAGACUUUUUUGGCUUUUUUGUUUUUCAUUAUGCCUUUAAGUUCAUUUCCCUUUGUUCUUAAUUUGUUUACUUCAAAGAUUAUCACUU